Odocoileus virginianus texanus is the source of this 1834-nucleotide messenger RNA. NCBI's taxonomy places the organism in Eukaryota, Metazoa, Chordata, Mammalia, Artiodactyla, Cervidae. The record is from RefSeq and is a predicted model, not a curated record.
AUGAUCAGGGAGACAGAAGCCCCCAACCAGACGGUGGUGGACUACUUCUUCCUGGAGGGUCUGAUGUACACAGCUGAACAUCCUAGCCUGUUCUUUCUGCUCUUCCUCCUCAUCUAUAGCAUCACCGUGACGGGGAAUCUGCUCAUUCUCAUCACCGUGGGCUCUGACCCUCACCUCUGCUCCCCCAUGUACCACUUCCUGGGGCACCUGUCCCUCCUGGACGCGUGUCUGUCUACGGUGACAGUGCCCAAGGUCAUGGCAGGCCUCCUGACUCUGGAUGGAAAGGCGAUCUCCUUUGAGGGCUGCGCUCUCCAGCUUUACUGCUUCCACUUCCUGGCCAGCACCGAGUGUUUCCUGUACACAGCCAUGGCCUACGACCGCUACCUGGCUAUCUGCCGACCCCUGCACUACCCGCUGGCCAUGAACAAGCGGCUGUGUGCCGGGCUGGCUGGGAUGACUUGGACCGUAGGUGCUGUGCACUCCGCCCUCCAUACCUGCCUCACCUUCCGCCUGCUCUACUGUGGGCCUCGUCACAUCGCCUACUUCUUCUGUGAUAUCCCGCCAGUGCUGAAGCUGGCCUGUGCAGACACCACCAUCAAUGAGCUUGUCAUGCUUGCCAACAUUGGCAUUGUGGCUGCAGGCUGCCUGAUCCUCAUCGUCAUCUCCUACGUCUUCAUCGCCGCGGCGGUGCUGCGCAUCCGCACAGCGGCGGGCAGGAAGCGCGCCUUCUCGACUUGCACCUCCCACCUCACAGUGGUGCUCCUGUACUACCUGCCCCCCGUCUGCAUCUACCUGCAGCCUCGCUCCAGCGGGGCAGGCGUCGGCGCCCCUGCUGUCUUCUACACCAUAGUCACUCCCAUGCUCAACCCUUUCAUUUACACCCUGCGGAACACAGAGGUGAAGCAGGCUCUGCGAAGACUUCUGAGCCAAGGCGCCAGAGACUCUCCAGCAGACAGCCCACCCCGCUAACCUACGCUGCGAUUCUCUUCAUUUGCCCGCCAAGAAAGCGUCUAUUCCGGUGUCACAAUGGGAAAGGAGCAUCAUUCAAGUGGAAAUCAGAAAAACUGAGUUUCAGCUCAACCAAGAACUUUUUUCCCCUCCCUUCAGCCAACUGACUUCUGUCAAUGUCUGUCACAAACUUUUUAUCUUUAAAACCAAAGGGCUGGGAGAUUUCCCUGGCGGUCCAGCAGUUAAGACUCCACUUCCACUGAAAGGGGUGUGGGUUCAGUCCCUGGUCGGGGAACGGAGAUCCUGCCAUGGCCUCGUGGCAUGCAGAAAACUAAAGGACUGGAUUGGGUGAUCCCCAGAAAAUCUCCAGCACCUAGGUUUUAUGGCUCAGAGAAUCAAAACAAAACACCCAAGUCCUAGUCUCAGCUCUACCACUUAUAAAUUGCAAUUUGGAAUAAGCAUGAACAUCUCUAAACCUCAGUUUCAUCAUCCAUGAGAUGGGAACUAGGAUCCCCUUCCCUAAUUCCCUCACUGUUCUUCCCUGAGGAACACACAGCAUGACAGAUGCAACAGUGCAGAGAAAACUGCAACACGACCUCUAAGAGCAAUCAUGACACCCAGCAAGUUCUCUCUAUUAAUGUGUGAAGUGGGUCUACUGAGCUUCAUGUCACAGGGAGACUUCAAACAGCCCAGGUGAUUUCACCAGGCUCCUACUCACUGAGCAAGAGGAUGUCUCUGCUUCAGGAUGUAAGACUUCUCCACUGAGUGAGCUUUAAUGUUUAAAGGUGCUUAUUUUGUACACCAGACCCAGCAUGUAAAGCAACAACUUCAUCUGGUGCCAGGCUGACUACACAGGGAAAUGUCCCAGUGCUUGAGAGAAAAACCA